This is a messenger RNA of Entamoeba invadens IP1, 2046 nucleotides long. Its product is annotated as Cyst wall-specific glycoprotein Jacob family protein. The transcript has a single exon. Bases 1 to 2046 code for a protein of 681 amino acids. Lineage: Eukaryota; Evosea; Mastigamoebida; Endamoebidae. The record is from RefSeq and is a predicted model, not a curated record.
AUGAGAGCUGUUUUAGUCUUUACAGUUUUAGUUCUACAAGUUGUGCUCGCUGAAGUAAAGGUGGAUGAUGACUCUGACACAAUCCAAGAAAAGUCUGGUGAGUUCAAUUGCUCGGUCCAGGGUCUUUAUUGUAUCCUUGAUGGAGUGCAUGAUAAAGAGUAUUACGAAUGCUCUGACAAUUAUCAAGGCUUUAGACCUUGCGCACCAAACACCAGAUGCGCCAAAGAAGGGAGAACUCCUUUCGGGUACAACCCAUGCAUUUAUAUUGAAUCUUUCGAUUGCGACGAGAAGUCAGGUGGACACUGCCACUCAGAAGAGUCUUAUGAACGCUCUGAAGAAAAAUCACACGAGAAAUCGCACGAAUGUUCUUAUGAAAAGAGCACUGAAAGCUCUGAGGUAAAGAGUGAGGAGUCAAAACAAUGUUCCCAUGAGUGUUCAAAGGAAAAGAGUACCGAAAGCUCCGAAGAAAAAUCACACGAGUGUUCUUAUGAAAAGUCUGAAGAACAUAGUAAGAGUAGUUCUGAAGUUAAGAGCGAAGAAAAAUCCAAAGAAAAAUCUGAAGAAUCAAAGCAAUCCUCCGAAACUAAGAGCGAGGAGAAGAGCAAAGAAUGCAGCAAUGAGAAGUCUAAAGAAAAGAGUGAAGAAAAAUCUGAGGAGAAGAGCAAAGAGAAGUCAUGCAACGAAAAGAGUGAAAGUACAAUCGUUAUUACUCCAUCAACUGAGAAAUCUGAAGAGAAGAGUAUCGAGAAAUCUAUAGAAAAGUCUGAAGAAUCGAAACACUGUAAUGAUAAGUCGUGUGAAGUUAAGUCUUCCACUGAAAAGUCUGAAGAGUCAAAGCAUUGCAACGACAAGUCAUGUGAAGAAAAAUCGUGCCAUGAGAAGAGUGAAGAAAGCACAAUAGUUGUGACUCCAUCAGUUGAGAAGUCUGAGGAAAAAUCCAAGGAGAAGAGUAAGGAGAAGUCUGAAGAAUCGAAACAUUGUCCAGAAAAAUCAUGCGAGGAAAAAUCGUGCCACGAGAAGAGUGAGGAAAGUAAAGUUCCUGUUACUCCUUCAGUUGAAAAAUCAGAAGAAAAAAGUAAAGAAAAGUCUGAAGAAUCAAAGCAUUGUCCAGAGAAGUCCUGUGAAGAGAAGUCUUGCCAUGAGAAGAGUGAGGAAAGCAAAGAACCUGUCACACCAUCGGUCGAAAAAUCCGAGGAAAAGAGCAAAGAAAAGUCUUGCACUGAAAAGAGUGAGGAAAGCAAAGUACCUGUCACACCAUCUGUUGAGAAGUCUGAAGAAUCAAAGCAUUGUCCAGAGAAGUCCUGUGAAGAGAAGUCUUGCCAUGAGAAGAGUGAAGAAAGCAAAGUUCCUGUCACGCCAUCUGUUGAAAAAUCCGAAGAGAAGAGUAAACAUUGUGAGGAUAAGUCUUGUGAGGAAAAAUCAUGCCAUGAGGAAAGCAAAGUACCUGUUACUCCAUCGGUCGAAAAGUCGGAAGAGAAAUCCAAACACUGUGAAGACAAGUCCUGUGAAGAGAAAUCUUGCCACGAAAAAUCCAAAGAACCUGUCACACCUUCAGUUGAAAAAUCAGAAGAGCUUUCAUUCCCAUCUGAAGACCAUGAAUGCAAACAGAAUGGAUACUAUUGUUACAUGGAUGGAGUUCAUGACUAUGAUUUCUACAUUUGUGCUGAUGGAUAUCACGGCUUCUUGGAUUGUCCAAAGGGUACCAAGUGCAAAGGUGAAGAAGGAAAUCCUUAUCAGUACAACCCAUGUGUGAUUGAAGGACAAAACAAUGAGACUUCAGAGGAGCACUGCGAGGAGAAGAGCGAGGAAAAGAGCGAGGAGUGCAACAAACCUUUUGUCUGCAAGGAAGACGGUCUCUUCUGUGUUAUUGAUGGAAUCCACAACAAUCAGUACUAUGAAUGUGCCAACACAUUUAAGGGAUUUAGACCAUGUGCUCCAGGAACAUGGUGCCAGGGUGAGCAAGAGAAGCCAUAUGGAUAUAACCCAUGUGUCUGGUUGGACCAGACCAAGUGGUUUGGAAACUCGACUGCACGUAAGUGUGAGUGA